Malus domestica (apple) is the source of this 1469-nucleotide messenger RNA. RefSeq names its product casein kinase II subunit alpha-2-like. The record is from RefSeq and is a predicted model, not a curated record. Gene Ontology annotation, biological process: regulation of cell cycle; peptidyl-serine phosphorylation; peptidyl-threonine phosphorylation. Gene Ontology annotation, cellular component: protein kinase CK2 complex; cytosol; nucleus. NCBI's taxonomy places the organism in Eukaryota, Viridiplantae, Streptophyta, Magnoliopsida, Rosales, Rosaceae. Gene Ontology annotation, molecular function: ATP binding; protein serine/threonine kinase activity.
AAAAAAAAAAAAAAAAAAGGUCCGGAAACCUGUAACAUCUUUACGGGAAGCAUCUGCCACCCUGAUCAACCAGUCCGUCUGUCGAUCUCCGAGCGUACCAAAAUAAUAAUAAUAAAAAAUGAAAUAAAGAGAUAGAGAGAGAGAGCAAUGUCCAGGGCUCGCGUAUACGCGGACGUCAACGUUCAGCGCCCCAGAGAUUACUGGGAUUACGAAUCCGUCACUCUUCAAUGGGGUGAACAAGAUGACUAUGAGGUUGUUAGGAAGAUCGGAAGAGGAAAAUACAGUGAGGUCUUUGAAGGUGUAAAUGUCACCAAAAACGAAAAGUGCGUUAUGAAGAUCCUUAAACCCGUCAUGAAAAAGAAGAUAAAAAGGGAGAUGAAGAUACUACAGAAUCUUUGUGGUGGUACAAACAUCGUGAAGCUGCUUGACAUUGUCAGGGAUGAACACUCAAAAACUCCUAGCUUGAUCUUUGAGUAUGUGAACAGUGCAGAUUUCAAAGUGUUGUAUCCCACACUGACGGAUUAUGACGUUCGCUACUAUAUAUAUGAACUUCUCAAGGCAUUGGAUUACUGCCAUUCGCAGGGCAUAAUGCAUCGAGAUGUCAAGCCUCACAAUGUUAUGAUUGAUCAUGAUCUCCGGAAACUUCGCUUGAUUGAUUGGGGUCUCGCUGAUUUCUACCAUCCUGGAAAAGAGUACAAUGUCCGAGUAGCUUCAAGGCACUAUAAGGGGCCUGAACUUCUCGUGGAUCUGCAAGACUAUGACUAUUCGUUAGACUUGUGGAGCCUUGGCUGUAUGUUUGCAGGAAUGAUCUUUCGCAAGGAACAAUUCUUCUAUGGUCAUGACAAUCAGGACCAGCUAGUGAAAAUUGCUACGGUAUACUUCUCAUCUUUAGCCUGGAACCGGAAGAUACACUUACAUGAUCAAAUCGUUAUGGUUGAAAGAUGGUUUUGGGCCUCUGGUUCAUAUUUAACCCAAAAAGGAAAGGCAUCGCUUUGUCUGUCUUUCUGUCAGAUGAUGCUUAAACGUUGCAGCUGUAUCAGCAAAGCUAUAGAGCAAAGCAGGAAGCCAUGGUCAAUAUUUAUCAAUGCGGAAAAUCAGCAUCUGGUUUCUCCAGAGGCCAUUGAUUUUCUAGAUAAGCUUCUUCGAUAUGAUCACCAGGAAAGGCUUACAGCAAGAGAAGCAAUGGCUCAUGCAUACUUCUCCCAAGUGAGAAGUGCAGAAAAUAGCUGGAUACGGACGCAGUAACUCCAGACUCCAAUAGAAUCCUUUGGUAAAAAAACUUGUAUCCCUUUUGUCUUUCUGUGUAGACUGUGAAUGAUCACUAAAGAAAAAUAUUUAUCUAACUUAGGUUGUUCAUUACAUCCAUUCUUUUCAAAUUUUUAAUGCCGAUAUUCUUUCUUUUCCGAGCACAUAAUUGUAUUUUUCACUUGUUAUGACCUAGUAAUUAAUCAGAAUGCAGUGCAACAGUA